Messenger RNA from Talaromyces stipitatus ATCC 10500, 2529 nucleotides. Its product is annotated as onanonoxo-7-onima-8-eninoihtemlysoneda. Gene Ontology annotation, molecular function: S-adenosyl-L-methionine:8-amino-7-oxononanoate transaminase activity; dethiobiotin synthase activity; magnesium ion binding. Gene Ontology annotation, biological process: biotin biosynthetic process. Gene Ontology annotation, cellular component: mitochondrion. The record is from RefSeq and is a predicted model, not a curated record. The transcript is spliced from 5 exons. The coding region runs from base 1 to 2385 and encodes 794 amino acids. NCBI's taxonomy places the organism in Eukaryota, Fungi, Ascomycota, Eurotiomycetes, Eurotiales, Trichocomaceae.
AUGACACCCAUCGGCGCGGCACUCUGGCGCAAUCUACGUGUCCAUCAAAUAUAUGGCGCGAAUACCGAUGUUGGCAAAACAAUUGCGUCGACGCUCCUGGUAAAGGCAUUAUCGGAGAAGAGCAAAGUGGGAUUUUUGAAGCCAGUGUCAACUGGCUCGUUGAAUGACGCGGACGAUAGGCAUGUGCGACAGUUCACAGUUGGCAACAAUAAUGUGUUGACGAAAUGUCUGUACCAGUUCGGAGAGCCAGUCAGUCCACAUAUUGCUGCGCAAUCUACACAGGUCAAUAAUGAGAUCCUAAGUUCCAUAUACAACAUACUAUUGUCCUGGUCUAGGGCCGGAUUGAAAAAUGCCCUUGUCGAGACCGCAGGAGGUGUCCACUCACCUGGUCCCAACGGAACAAGUCAGGCAGAUCUUUAUCGGCCUUUAAGGCUUCCCAUUGUCCUUGUGGCUGACUCUCGGCUUGGUGGUAUUUCGUCUUCAAUCUCCGCGUUCGAAUCAUUAUUGUUAAGAGGCUACGACGUUCAUUCCGUGCUUUUGUUUCAAGAUGAUUACUAUCAGAAUCACGAAUAUCUUGAUAUGUACUUCUCAAGGAGAGAUAUCCCACUUUUGGCUUUCCCAAAACCUCCAUCACGUCCUGAAGGGAACGUUACCCCUGACACUGAAACUCAGGACCAAGUGGCAAUGAAGGCCUAUUACGAAUCACUGGCACGUGGUUUAGAUCUUGAUUCCUUCCUCCAAAAAAUGGAACAAAAGUGCGAGCGGCGUAUUGAGAAUUUAGAAAAUAUGGCUGCGCGCGCAAACGAAGCUAUCUGGUACCCUUUUACACAGCACCAGGGAGUACGGCCAAGAGACAUAACAGUGAUUGAGUCCGCCUAUGGCGAUUAUUUCCAGACGUACAAGGCAUCGGCAGAUAUCGACCAAGACAAAGACGAUAAUGUGUUGCAGUCAACUUUCGAUGGUUCGGCCUCGUGGUGGACGCAAGGUUUGGGCCAUGGUAACCCAGAGCUAGCUCUUACAGCAGCACAUGCCGCGGGGAAGUACGGACAUGUCAUGUUUGCCGGGACGGUUCACAGACCGGCCUUGGAUCUUGCCGAACUACUUCUGGAAAGUUUUGGAAAUAGAAGAUUGCGAAAAGUAUUCUAUACUGAUAACGGUAGUACUGGAAUGGAAGUUGCCAUCAAGAUGGCUCUCCGGGCAUCUUGUGCACGAUAUGACUGGGACUCUUCCACAGAAGACAUCAAAAUCCUGGGGCUGAAGGGAAGUUACCAUGGCGACACCAUCGGUGUAAUGGACUGUUCGGAGCCCUCAACAUACAACAAAAAGGUCGAGUGGUAUCGUGGAAGAGGAUUUUGGUUCGACUUUCCAACCAUAGGAAUGAAGAAUGCCAGAUGGCACGUAACGGUCCCAGAAGUACUCGAACAAGAACUUGGUGUUGGCGAAGAUUUUGACUCAUUACAUGAGAUAUUUGAUAUUGAUAAGAGGCUUAGGUCUCCUUCAGGCCAGAGAUACACGAGAUUCAUUACGAAAACACUUGAUAGGCUGAUCAACGAGAAAGGAUUGAAGUUUGGUGCAUUGAUUAUGGAACCAAUUAUUUUAGGAGCCGGAGGGAUGCUCUUUGCCGAUCCUCUCUUCCAGCGAUGUCUGGUGGAUGUGGUGCGGUCACACUCUAACUCAUUUGGAACCAGUUCAGGGUCCGAGGAAACACCCACUAACUGGUCUGGAGUACCAGUUGUCUUCGAUGAAGUAUUCACAGGCUUAUACCGUCUCGGCCGACGGACAUCUGCUUCAUUCCUGGGCGUCGAUGCUGAUAUCUCCGUUCACGCAAAACUUCUGACUGGUGGUCUGAUUCCCCUGGCAGUAACACUGGCGAGUAAGGAAAUAUUCGACGCCUUCUUGAGCUGUGAGAAAAGCGAUGCCCUCCUUCAUGGCCACAGUUAUACCGCCCAUCCCAUCGGCUGUCACGUUGCCGAGACGUCGGUUAGGAUGAUGAUGGAUAUGGAGAAUCAGGGUGAUUGGGACCAUUUCCAAAAACAGUGGACUGCAACCACAAAACCGAACGAGAAGACAAGUCAAGGGGUAUGGAGUCACUGGUCGUUGGAACUUGUUCGAGAUUUGAGUCUCGCAGAAAAUGUAGAAAGCGUCUUUGCAAUUGGUAGCGUGUUUAGUAUUUCGUUGCUGGAUGAAUCUGGACAAACAGGAUACACAUCAACCGCAGCUAGAGGGCUUCAACAGAAACUCGCACUUGGUGCAAGCGGUACCUCGAGUUUCAAUGUGCACUCAAGAGUUCUUGGAAACGUGCUUUAUCUCAUGGCAAGCAUGAAAUCCACACCGGGAGAUCUAAGAGGGAUCGAAAUUUUACUGCGGAAUGCUCUACUACACUGAGGACCUGGGACGGGGAAAUAAGUUGAUCUUGAGAUAUGUUGACUAACUGGCAACUACAAGGAGCCACUAUUAAAGAACCCUAAACGGUAGUUCCGUGUACCUAUUGAACAUGCUUACCUUAGCUUGCUUGACAAAACAGUGACA